AUGGAUUGUAACGUAGGAUUCAUCGGCCUUGGUGCCAUAGGAUAUCCUAUGGCCGCAUCUGCUCGCCGCAGACUUCCGCAUGACUCAAUUGUGUACGUUUUUGACGUACAAAAGGCAGCUUGUGCAAGGUUUUGCAUCGAAUUCGGCAGCCUGGGGCCAGUCAAGAUAGCUCAGUCACCACGAGAUGUGGCUGCAAGCGCUGAAGUGGUGAUAUCAAUGGUGCCGGGAGGAAGAGAGGUCGAAGAUGUCUUUCUACAUCCUGAAAACGGUAUCAGCGUCGCCCCCAAAAAUCCUGGCAGACUCUUGCUCGAGUGCAGUACGAUCGAUGCAGCCACGGCUCGGAAGUUGGCUGCUCACAUUGAAACAACCCAACAAGGCACGUAUGUUGAUGCCCCAGUCUCAGGGGGCGUUCCUGCGGCGGAAACAGCCACGCUUUCAUUCAUGAUCGGUCAUCCUGCACCGCGGCCGGGUGACAAAUCAACGGAGAGACUGGAAAGAACAGUCUCGUUGAUGGGUGAUCCCCAAAAGUUAUUCUGGUGUGGCAGUGUAGGCUCCGGUCUUGUCGCAAAGAUCAGCAACAACUAUAUUUCGUGCUCCGUCUUGUUAUUGGUCGCAGAAGCAAUGGCGAUUGGUGUCAAAUCGGGUGUGGACCCUAAGAUACUCCAAACAAUCAUUCACAACUCAACUGGACAGUCUUUCAUGGGAGACAAUGUUUGCCCAGUGCCCGGCGUGGUACCUCACGCACCCAGCAGCAAUGAUUGGCGACUGGGUUUCAAAACACAAAUGUUCCUGAAAGACCUUUCACUGGGAAUAGAAGCAGCCCGACGUCAAGAUCUCAAGCCUUCAAUGGCAGAAGCCGCUUAUGCGGUAUUUGAGGAGGCAUCAAAGAAUCCCCGCUGUAUUGAUCGUGACGGAUCAUCUGUAUAUCUUCACAUUACGGGGGAAGACAAGAAUUAG
Molecule: messenger RNA, 957 nt
Organism: Colletotrichum gloeosporioides
Lineage: Eukaryota; Fungi; Ascomycota; Sordariomycetes; Glomerellales; Glomerellaceae
Product: 3-hydroxyisobutyrate dehydrogenase
Exons: 4
Coding region: 1-957 (318 amino acids)
Biological process (GO): L-valine catabolic process
Cellular component (GO): mitochondrion
Molecular function (GO): NAD binding; 3-hydroxyisobutyrate dehydrogenase activity; NADP binding
Source: RefSeq, a predicted model, not a curated record